UUUUUAUCUAGGAUUCCGAAAAAUAUGUUGAGCAACUGUUAGAACUUUUUAUACGAUUUAGCAAGCUAGUCAAAGAAGCAUUUAAUGAUGAUCCAAGGUUUUUAACAGCACGAGAUAAGGCUUUCAAGAAAGUUGUAAAUGAUACUUCAGUAUUUAGAUUAGAAUUACCAUCCAAACAAAAAGGAGUUGGAAACAAAACCCAACCAGAAUCUCGAUGUCCAGAAUUAUUGGCAAAUUAUUGUGAUAUGUUACUCAGGAAGACACCUUUAAGUAGAAAACUUACAUCAGAUGAAAUCGAAGGAAAAUUAAAAGAAGUAUUGCUUGUACUCAAAUAUGUACAGAAUAAAGAUGUUUUUAUGAGGUAUCAUAAAGCACACUUAACAAGACGUCUGAUUCUAGAUUCAUCAGCUGAUAGUGAAAAAGAAGAAAAUAUGGUAGAAUGGUUAAGAGAUGUUGGCAUGCCUGCAGAUUAUGUCAAUAAAUUAGCAAGAAUGUUUCAAGAUAUUAAAGUCAGUGAAGAUUUGAAUCAGCAAUUUAAAGAUGUUCAUAGAAAUAAUAAAGGAAGUAUUGCUGAUUCUAUAAAUAUUAAGAUUUUAAAUGCUGGUGCUUGGGCAAGAGGUAGUGAGCGUGUACAGGUAUCUUUACCAUUAGAACUAGAAGAUUUUAUUCCUGAAGUAGAAGAAUUUUAUAGACAUAAGCACAAUGGUCGAAAACUACAGUGGUAUCAUCACAUGUCAAAUGGAACAAUUGCAUUUAGUAAUAUAGCUGGAAAAUUUGACUUGGAUGUUACUACAUUCCAAAUGGCUGUAUUAUUUGCUUGGAAUCAAAGACCAAAUGAUAGAAUAUCAUUUGAAAAUUUAAGAUUAGCAACCGAAUUGCCAGAUGCAGAACUUAGAAGAACUCUAUGGUCUUUAGUAGCAUUUCCUAAAUUAAAGCGGCAGGUACUUAUAUGUUCUCCAGAUGCUAAAACACCAAAGGAUUUUGAUGAUAGUACUCAGUUUUGGGUAAAUCAAGAAUUUGCUGUCAUAAAAAAUGGCAAAUUGCAGAAGCGUGGUAAAGUCAAUUUAAUUGGUCGUUUACAAUUAUCAACAGAAAAGAGUAAAGAAGAAGACAAUGAGAGCAUUGUUCAGUUGCGGAUAUUGCGUACACAGGAGGCAAUAGUUAAAAUAAUGAAAAUGAGGAAAAGAAUUACAAAUGCUCAGCUACAAACAGAAUUAGUAGAAAUACUUAAAAAUAUGUUUUUACCAUCCAAAAAGAUGAUAAAAGAACAAAUAGAAUGGCUAAUAGAACAUAAAUAUAUGAAACGUGCAGAAGAUAAUAUUAAUGUUUUUAUUUAUAUGGCAUGAUUUAAAUAUAUUGGUGAUUUGUUGAAAAUUAUUCUCCAAUCAAUUUCAAAAUGCUGGACUCAAAUUGGCAGUUUCCUACAUUCAGACUAUGUAAUUUUCAACAAGAAUUAUUUCAUUUAGAAGUAUAAAUAUGAUAUAAUAUGUACACUUAAAAAUAUAUAUACUUUUUAUUUAAUGAUGACAUAUUGUUCCUGAUUUAUGCAGUCAUCAAUAUAAGAUUAAUUUGCAAGAGAAAUCAAAAAUCUUCAGUUUGUUUAAAAUGCCAAAAAUAAAGUGGAUUGACUGUUUAGUUGCGGACGCAACAAAAAUGUUAUCGGCCGAAAGAUCGCAUAAAUGCCAUGGUAGACGAAGUUAUUGGAGAAUUGUACAUCAUCAUCGUCAUCUGUCCAAAACUUUACUUUUAUCAUCACCAUAUUAUGCCUUCAUCUGUAGAUAAAAAUGAAAAUAUAACAUUUUAAAAUUAAUUUUUCUUAUUAUAUGUGCUAUAGAAAACAAACAACAUAUUCUCAAAAAUAUAUAUACAUAAUUUCGUUAUUUUCAUUUAAUUGAAUGGAC
Molecule: messenger RNA, 1901 nt
Organism: Centruroides sculpturatus (bark scorpion)
Lineage: Eukaryota; Metazoa; Arthropoda; Arachnida; Scorpiones; Buthidae
Product: cullin-5-like
Exons: 10
Coding region: 246-1346 (366 amino acids)
Biological process (GO): protein ubiquitination; SCF-dependent proteasomal ubiquitin-dependent protein catabolic process
Cellular component (GO): SCF ubiquitin ligase complex; Cul5-RING ubiquitin ligase complex
Molecular function (GO): ubiquitin protein ligase binding
Source: RefSeq, a predicted model, not a curated record